AUGGAAAAGAACAUCUGUUAUCGGCAACGAAGGAGAAAAGAAGUCGUCUACGACGAUUGCGUACUCGAGGACUCCUUGUCCCAAGGUGACUGGCACAUCGAGGAGGACCCAAACGUGGACUACGAGAUGCUGCUCAGAGGAUUACGAGCUUGUGCUGAACGUGCCUCGAAGCCGCGCACGACAAACUUGGAUCGAAUUUCAAAGACCACCGAGGAAUUUUUGGAAAGAAGAAGGGCUUUGAGGCUUGAUCCGAAUGCAUCGCACAUUGAGCGGUCAGUAGCAAACACUAGCUGCAGAAAAGCGUUGCAGGAGGAUCUUUCGAAAUACAGGGAGAAGAUUCUGGAUGCAGCACAAAGAAGCACCAGUCUAAAUAAGUGCCGCAGGGAUCUCCGCGAAUAUAAUACUCCGCUAGCAGCCUUGCUGAGCGAAGACGGGACUCGCACGUCUUCUCGUCAUGAAAUGGAAAUCAUUACAGAAAGGUUCUACUCGGAAUUUUCCCGUUUAUCAACUCCCGUGUCAAGCCCGAUCAUCCCCACUGGUGAAGUUCCACCACGAAUUCUGCCUUCAGAAGUACGAGUCACUAUCAAGAGCAUGGAACCUGCCACAGCCCCCGGACCUGAUUUUAUAUCAGCGGACUUUCUUCGGGCUGGUGGCCAUCCGCUUCAUGUAAUCUUAGCAGCGCACAUGACAUCCUACCUUCAGAAAGAAAGGAUCCCAGGCCAGUGGAAGACCUCGCGAACCGUUCUUAUCCAUAAGAAAGGUGACCGAGAGGACUUUCGGAACUACCGUCCGAUAUGCUUGCUGAGCGUGUUAUACAAAGUAUUCACCAAGAUCAUCUUCACGCGCAUAUCUAGGACGCUGGAUGAAGCCCAGCCUCAAGAACAAGCUGGAUUCCGUCAGGGGUUCAGCUGCUUGGACCACAUCCAGACCGUGUCGAGGGUCAUAGAGGCUUGCCGGGAAUACCGUCUGCCCUUUGUUCUAACCUUCGUCAAUUAUGAGAAAGCCCUCGGCAGCGUACAAACGAAUGCAAUACUGUCAGCGCUGGUCCAUCAAGGUGUGGAGGCCUCGUAUGUGAGGACAUUAGCCAAUUGCUACGAUCGAUGCAGCUCUAAGAUACAGCUUUUCCAUCGCCCUCUCACUAUACCAAUUGGAAAGGGUGUACGACAAGGCGAUACUAUAUCGCCGAAGGUGUUCACGGCUACAUUACAAUGA
Messenger RNA from Necator americanus (New World hookworm), 1212 nucleotides. RefSeq lists its product as uncharacterized. Bases 1 to 1212 code for a protein of 403 amino acids. The record is from RefSeq and is a predicted model, not a curated record. The transcript has a single exon. Lineage: Eukaryota; Metazoa; Nematoda; Chromadorea; Rhabditida; Ancylostomatidae.